GCCACAGUCUCCCCGCCGCGGGACACAUGGAAGUACGGACGCACCGACGGGCAGCGGGGACCCCCAGGACCAUGGCGGAGCGCGCGGGCCGCCGCUGUUGCCUGGGCUGGGACUUCAGCACGCAGCAGGUUAAAGUCGUUGCUAUCGACACAGAGCUGAGCGUCUUCUAUGAGGACAGUGUGCAUUUUGACAGAGACCUUCCUGAAUUUGGAACUCAGGGCGGUGUCCAUGUACACAAGGACAGGCUGACGGUCACCUCUCCGGUCCUGAUGUGGGUCCAGGCUCUGGACCUGAUCCUGGAGAAGAUGAAGGCUUCCGGCUUUGACUUCUCUCAAGUUCUAGCCUUAUCUGGAGCAGGCCAGCAACACGGAAGCGUUUACUGGAAGGCUGGAGCCAGCCUGACGCUGUCAAACCUGUCACCGGCUCUCCCGUUACAUCAGCAGCUGCAGGCCUGCUUUUCCAUCAGCGACUGCCCAGUAUGGAUGGAUUCCAGUACCACAGCCCAGUGCCGCCAGCUAGAGGCUGCCGUGGGUGGGGCCCGGGCUCUCAGCUGCCUCACAGGGUCCCGGGCCUAUGAGCGUUUCACAGGGAACCAGAUAUCGAAGCUCUUCCAGCAGAACCCUGAGGCCUACUCACACUCCGAGAGAAUUUCCUUGGUCAGUAGCUUUGCUGCCUCGCUGUUUCUGGGUGGCUAUUCGCCCAUUGACUACAGUGAUGGUUCUGGAAUGAACUUGUUGCAUAUCCAGGAAAAAGUCUGGUCCCAAGCUUGCCUUGAUGCCUGUGCCCCCCAUUUGGAGGAAAAGCUCGGCUCACCAGUCCCUUCAUGCUCAGUUGUGGGAGCCAUUUCUUCUUACUAUGUCCAGCGCUAUGGAUUCUCUCCAGGAUGUAAAGUGGUGGCCUUCACAGGGGACAAUCCAGCAUCACUGGCAGGCAUGAGGCUGGAGGAAGGUGACAUUGCGGUCAGCCUGGGCACCAGCGACACCUUGUUUCUCUGGCUCCAAGAGCCCAUGCCUGCCUUGGAAGGCCACAUCUUCUGCAACCCAGUGGAUGUGCACCACUACAUGGCACUUCUUUGCUUUAAAAAUGGCUCCCUCAUAAGAGAAAAGAUCCGAGAUGAGUCUGCUUCCGGUUCCUGGAAUAAGUUCUCGAAGGCCCUGCAGUCCACGGAGAUGGGGAACAAUGGAAACCUGGGUUUUUAUUUUGAUGUAAUGGAGAUCACCCCUGAAAUUAUCGGGCAUCAUAGGUUUAAUGCAGAAAACAUUGAGGUCUCAGCAUUCCCUGGGGAUGUGGAGAUUCGAGCGCUGAUUGAAGGACAGUUCAUGGCUAAGAGGAUUCAUGCAGAAGGCCUAGGCUACCGAGUCAUGCCCAAGACGAAGAUUCUGGCCACAGGCGGAGCAUCUCACAAUAAGGACAUCUUGCAGGUGCUGGCAGAUGUUUUCGGGGCCCCUGUGUAUGUCAUAGACACCACGAGCUCAGCCUGCGUGGGCUCUGCGUAUCGAGCUUUCCAUGGCCUUGCAGGAGGGACAGGUGUGGCCUUCUCAGAAAUUGUGAAAUCAGCCCCACAUCCAAGCCUGGCUGCCACCCCCAGCCCAGGCGCUUCCCAGGUCUAUGAAGCUCUUCUCCCUCGGUACUCUGAACUUGAACAGAGAAUCCUGUCUCAGGCCCGGGGGCCUCUGGAAUGAAUCCUGCGAGCCCAGGCACCCUGCUGCCUCCCACCUGAUGUGACUUCCCAGUGGCACUCGUCCUAUUGCUUGAUCUGAGCAGGGCCGGCCU
Messenger RNA from Acomys russatus (golden spiny mouse), 1773 nucleotides. RefSeq names its product xylulokinase (gene Xylb). NCBI's taxonomy places the organism in Eukaryota, Metazoa, Chordata, Mammalia, Rodentia, Muridae. Bases 27 to 1682 code for a protein of 551 amino acids. The record is from RefSeq and is a predicted model, not a curated record. The transcript is spliced from 19 exons. Gene Ontology annotation, cellular component: cytosol. Gene Ontology annotation, biological process: D-xylose metabolic process; xylulose metabolic process. Gene Ontology annotation, molecular function: D-xylulokinase activity.